CCGCGUUCCUUCUCCUGUGCCGCGGUGGCUCCCCCGCUGGCAAAGCCGCUUUUCCAAGCCGGGGAUGUGGAGACCCCGGCUGCAGGAGGGCGCGGACCGACGUCUGCUCGGGCAGGCCCCGCCGUGCUGAGUGCCCGGUAGCCGGAGCCAUCAGCCCGGCUGGAAAGGCGCUGCUGCUGCUGCUUUCCGUCUCCCCGAGCAGCGCCUGAUGCACAAAUCUUUCCCCAGGCAGCGCUGUACGAGUUCUCUUUUAAUAUGUUUGAUCACCCCAUCCCACGGGUUUUCCAGAACCGCUUCUCAACCCAAUACCGCUGCUUCUCCGUGUCCAUGCUUGCCGGACCUAAUGACAGGUCAGAUGUGGAGAAAGGCGGGAAGAUAAUAAUGCCACCAUCAGCUUUGGAUCAACUCAGCCGACUUAACAUAACCUACCCAAUGCUCUUUAAGCUGACCAAUAAAAAUUCAGACCGAAUGACACACUGUGGAGUGCUUGAAUUUGUGGCUGAUGAGGGCAUUUGUUACCUUCCACACUGGAUGAUGCAGAACUUGCUGCUGGAAGAGGGAGGCCUGGUACAAGUGGAGAGUGUUAAUCUUCAAGUUGCUACUUACUCGAAAUUUCAGCCACAGAGUCCAGAUUUUCUUGACAUCACCAAUCCCAAGGCUGUAUUAGAAAAUGCAUUGAGAAACUUUGCUUGUCUAACUACUGGGGAUGUUAUUGCCAUCAACUACAAUGAAAAGAUCUAUGAGCUUCGGGUAAUGGAGACCAAACCAGACAAGGCUGUGUCCAUCAUAGAAUGUGACAUGAAUGUGGAUUUUGAUGCUCCUUUGGGGUACAAAGAGCCAGAAAGAAGUGCACAACAUGAAGAGACUGCAGAUGUUGAAGCAGACCACAGUGGAUAUGUGAGUGACAUAGGAUUUCGUGCAUUCUCUGGUUCUGGGAACAGACUGGAUGGCAAAAAGAAAGGUGUUGAGCCUAGUCCAUCACCAAUUAAACCAGGAGACAUUCGAAGAGGAAUACCCAACUAUGACUUCAAGAUUGGUAAAAUCACAUUCAUUAGAAACUCACGUCCACUGGUUAAGAAAGUUGAAGAGGAUGAAUCUGGAAGCCGUUUUAUUGCCUUUUCAGGAGAAGGACAGUCCCUGCGCAAAAAGGGAAGAAAACCCUAAAUUGUGGUACUCUUAGGCAGGAGGAAAAUAAAGUAACAAUCGCAGUUUAUUGGA
This is a messenger RNA of Calypte anna (Anna's hummingbird), 1218 nucleotides long. RefSeq names its product ubiquitin recognition factor in ER associated degradation 1 (gene UFD1). The transcript is spliced from 12 exons. The record is from RefSeq and is a predicted model, not a curated record. The coding region runs from base 256 to 1164 and encodes 302 amino acids. NCBI's taxonomy places the organism in Eukaryota, Metazoa, Chordata, Aves, Apodiformes, Trochilidae. Gene Ontology annotation, cellular component: VCP-NPL4-UFD1 AAA ATPase complex. Gene Ontology annotation, molecular function: polyubiquitin modification-dependent protein binding.